Messenger RNA from Paramacrobiotus metropolitanus, 1631 nucleotides. RefSeq lists its product as uncharacterized. The transcript is spliced from 2 exons. The record is from RefSeq and is a predicted model, not a curated record. Lineage: Eukaryota; Metazoa; Tardigrada; Eutardigrada; Parachela; Macrobiotidae. Bases 181 to 1134 code for a protein of 317 amino acids.
CAUUGAUGUACUCGUACCUCUACUCUACAGAAAAACCUGCAGUUGCGGUUACUGAAAAGCGAGAAUUGCUAAGAAACUUUAGCACUGCAUUAUCGUUGUCUUUCGUGUGUUUUAUAUAAAAAGCGUAUUUGUUUAUAAUUAUCCAGAUACUGUGAAUAAGUGUCUUACGGCAAACGAGCCAUGAUAUUGUCUACGUGCCAUGAUGCCAGUUUCAAGUGCAGCUGGUGGAUGUACAUCGGCUGCUCAGUGCUGUUGCAGCUGCAAUUAUGUGCAGCAUGUCCAACAUCACCUCAAAGGAAACCAUCAGGCCCCGACUUAACCGCGAUGCUAGCGGAGGCCCUGCUCUACAACCGGCAGGACGACCGCAUAACACUGACCCAGCUCCCAACGCCGGAGGUGGCUGGCAGGAUAGUGUCCCGGCCGCGUUUGGGCGAGAAUGUGACGUUCCGGUGCGAAGUGCCGGCCGACACUGACCCGCGCAGUGUGUCCUGGCUGCACCAGGACCGCACCAUCUUCGAAGCUGGACAGCCAUUGCCGGUGACGGACGGCACGGGACAGGCCUAUGACUUUAGCCGCGUCAACCGCACCCUCAUCCUGGUGGUCUCCAAUGUCACCAUGCGUUCCGGAGGCUCCCUGGAAUGUAUCGCCGCCCCGCCCGGCUCUGCCUACACUCCCCAACGCCACGUCCUACAGCGGUUCAUGCUGCUGCCGCUGAUCACGCGCCGCGACGAGGUCUUCACACCGUCCGACGGAUAUGUGACCGCCACCGAGGGCGACAUGGUAGCGGUGCCCUUCACUAUCCGCCUGCCGCUACCUGAAGCCAUUUACAUCAAUCUGCGAGAACAUUUCAUUUGGCGCCUCAACGGCCGCGUCGUCCAAGGUCCCACGGAGGAGCCGUACGGGUCCCUGAUGCCCACUUCGGGCCUCGCUGUUUACCCUCCGCGUGACCCCAACUCCAACCAGACAGCACCCCCUAACAGCCCCGGACAACUGUUUACCCUGCCUUUUAAUUUUUGGGCCGUUACACUGGCCGAUGAAGGCACUGUGGAGUGCUUCUUCCGGCCGCACCGGCACAUUCAUGAGUGGAUAUUCCAGUCGACGCCGCUGUUGGUUUUUUCCAAGACUCCGCCGUAGCGUGAUUGUACGAAAUAUUGCAACGGCAUGGGUCCCGCAUUCGCAGGGAAGGAGGGUUCAUCUCUACUAUAAUGCACCAGACUCGGCAGAUACGCGCGUUCCGUUCGUAACGUCUUUUUACUGAUUUUUUCUUUUAACAACCAAAGUCUGACUCUGACUGUUAUUAAGACAACGUGCAUGUACAUUGUACUCGUUUACCGGGUAGCUGAAGAAAGGCGUAAAACGUGUGAAGCGUAAAGCCGAUUUAUGGAUCAGAUAGGUACUGGAGAUCAAAAUCAACAGCGAUCACACUUAUUUAACGAUAAGUCUGAUUUACAACAUUUUUUUGAAUAUAUUUUGUGAGUAACGCCCGCCCCUCUAUGUACUGUAAUGAAAAUAAAUGUAGACAUAUUUAUAAAAUUAUACUGGAAAAUCUUUUUUAAAUGUACAUGCGCAACAAUUUCGUGCUAAUUAUCGCAUGCGUUCUUAGCUGUCUAAUUAUACAUUUUGAUUUAUUU